This is a messenger RNA of Bursaphelenchus okinawaensis, 3231 nucleotides long. NCBI's taxonomy places the organism in Eukaryota, Metazoa, Nematoda, Chromadorea, Rhabditida, Aphelenchoididae. The record is from the annotation of a GenBank genome assembly.
AUGUUAGCGAAGCGAUUGUUUAGUGAUAAAGCAGUAGCUAGAGGAGAUUAUGGCCGACUAGAAGAUAAAGAUUUGAAUGUUUUUGAAAAGAUUUGCGGGUCAAACAAUGUUCUAAAGGACGAUCUGGACCCAUACAAUGUUGAUUUUAUGAAAUGGUACAAAGGUAAGCGAGGAGUUGAAAGAAAAACAUUACCUUUCGCGGUUUGAUCGCUGUUUUCUAGGACAACAUGUUUCAAGCUUGUUUUUCAUAGCUGUUUUAUAGUGUAAUAUAUCAAAAACUUGGUCAAUAUUUAUCAAAAACCUUGUGUUUUACUUGAUUUUUCAAGCUCAAGGUAUCGAAUCUUCAAAAAACGAUUGAUCCAAUACAAAUCAGUUGAUAUAAACUAUAGCUUUAGACUCUUUCAGGUAAAUCCCAAUGUGUUUUAACCCCAGAAUCAGCGGAACAAAUCUCACAAUUGCUGAAACAUUGUUAUGAACGAAGGUUGGCUGUCUGUCCUCAAGCUGGAAACACUGGUUUGGUUGGCGGAAGUGUGCCAGUUCAUGAUGAAGUCGUCAUUUCUAUCAAAAAACUUCGAAAUUACUACAAAUUAGAUCCGAAUUCAGGUAGGUUUUUGUAAAAUACGAGGGAAAUAGGGGUGUAGUUGUAAAAUACGAUCGUUGUGGCUUUCUAGUUUUAAAUUAUAUUGUUUAGGUUGUAAUAAGGGAGAAAUUUGAAUUUAAUUUUAGGUAUAUUAGAGUGUGAUGCCGGCUUUGUUCUGCAAGAAUUGGACGAAAAACUGGCCAAAGACGGGUUUAUGAUGCCAAUUGAUUUGGGAGCGAAGGGAAGUUGCCUGAUUGGAGGUAAUAUUGCCACGAAUGCUGGUGGAGUACGCCUGGUGAGGUAUGGAAGUCUCAAUGCUAAUGUGCUUUCACUUCAAGUUGUAAGUUUACUUUAUGUCUGGUCUGCCUUGUACUAGCUUUCUUUCCCCUCUCUCGUUUCUCUAACCUGCUUUUCCAUGCCCUGGUUUAUCUUGCUCGGUUCUACCCUGCUCUGAUCUGCCUUGCCCUGACCUGCCUUGUCCUGCCAUGCCCUGCCUUGUCUUGCUUUGCCCUGCCCUGCCCUGCCCUGCCCUGCCCUGCCCUGCCCUGCCCUGCCCUGCCCUGCCCUGCCCUGCCCUGCCCUGCCCUGCCCUGCUCUGCCCUGCCCUGCUCUGCUCUGCUCUUCUCUGCUCUGUCUUGCCCUGCCCUGUUCUCUACUACCUUACACUACCUUAUCUUAUCCUAUUAUACCCUACCCUACUCCUACCUACCUUCUCUUACCAACCUUACUCUACCUUAUCCUACUUUGUCUUACCUACCUAUAUUUUCUAUUCUAAUAGAACGUUUUAUUUUUACAGGUUCUACCAGACGCCCAAGGCACGAUCCUUAACCUAGGCGCACCACUAAGAAAAGACAAUGCCGAUCUAAAGCUACAACAACUUUUCAUAGGCUCGGAAGGACAACUGGGCUUAAUAACUAAAUGUGCCAUUUUAGUACCACCUAAGCCCAAAAGUGUACAACUCGCAUUCUUAGGCACAAAAUCUUUUGCCGAUUGCUGUGCCGUGCUCAGGGCGUGUAAAAAGAUGUUGGGGGAGAUUCUGUCAAGUUUUGAGUUGAUGGAUUCUGAAUCCAUGAGGUGUGUGGAGGAGAAUGUGCUACUGGAAUCUGUGUUGACAUCAAAACCGGAGUUUAACUUGCUUAUUGAGGUUGCUGGUAAGAAGUGUUUUGGCAAACUGUUGUCCGAAUAUGAAUGAGCCAAACGUUUCAAAGAUGGGCGUUUUGAAUGGCUUAUUUAUAUUCGGACAACUUGACAGUUUAUUAGUUUUGUCUGUACUACAGUAUACUGCCUUUGAGUACGAAAAGUUAAAAUAUUAUGUGAUAUUGUUGUAGGUAUUAUAGCCAACUAAAAAGUUUAGUAUAAUAUUAUAGUAAAAUAUUGUAGGAUCAAGCCCAGAGCACGAUGCAGAAAAGAUGGAGAACUUCCUAACCUACUGCAUGGACGAAGGCCUAGCCACAGACGGAGUUAUGGCUCAAACUGGCAAAGAAUCCGAACUUUUUUGGAAAAUCCGAGAAAAUGCGUCAUUGGCUCUGAACUUUGACGGUUAUGUGUACAAACAUGACGUUUCUUUACCAUUGGAUCACUUUUACGAAUUGAGCGAAGUGAUAAGAGAUAGAUUAAAGGGCACAAAAGCUAAAAGGAUUGUCACAUUUGGGCAUUUGGGCGAUGGAAAUUCACAUUUGAACAUCACGGCCAAGGACUUUAAUCAGGAGGUUUAUGAUAAGUGAGUUAUAGGAGCUUUGCUUUAUUUUUAUUUUACGAGGGUAGCUGGCUCUGAUAUAUUCUGUUCCUACCUUUACAUCUAUCAUACUUUGGCUUUUCUUGCCGUACUUUAUAUUACCUUGAACUACCGUAUAUUAAUCUAAUCUACUGUAGUCUAUUCUACCCUAUCCUACUCUGAUUUACCUUAAUUAUCUCAUGUUACUCUAUUCUACUUUACUUUAUCUACCUCUUACUCUGUAUACAGUACUCUCUCUAUGAGAUGUCUUGCUUACAAUAUAUUAUUCUAUCAUUAUCUUACAUUAUUUUGGCUUUCUGUUACAAUCAUCGUAUUUUAUCUUUUCUUACUAAAUGAUUUUUAGUUUUCUUGCUCUGCUCUACCUUAAGUUACUUUACUAUAACUCAUUUUACACUACUCUACCCUAAUUUAUUUCUUCCUCUUCUCCUAUUACUCUAUCUAAACUACCCUUCUCUACCUUACUUUUCUGUACCUUACUUUGCCCUGCUCUACUCUAAUUUACUUUACUCUAUCUUAUCCUACUUUAACCUAGCUUUCCUUAUUACCCUUACUUUGUCUACAUUAUUUUAUGAUAUGUCCAACUUAUAGUAUGUUAUCUCAUCAUUAUUUUAUAGUAUUCUAUACUGCUAUCUUAAAAGUCGUAUUUUACCUUGCCUUAUAUUAUAUACUUUAAAUUGUGAUGUUUUACAUUUGUAUAUUUAUAUAUCUCUUUUAUAAUAAUUUCAGAUUAUAUCCCUUCAUUUACGACUGGACAGCCGCUCAUAAUGGCUCGAUUUCGGCCGAACAUGGCAUCGGUCGUCUGAAACGAAUAUACCAUCAUAAUCUGGUCAACGAGAAGAAGCAAAACAUAAAUUCCGAGAUUAAGCGAGUCUUCGACCCUCGGGGAAUUCUCUCACCCUACAAGAUGAUCGACUAA